AUGCUUGAUUCAAAAAUUCAACCAUUCUCUUCUCAUGACCACCACUACCACCACCAUCACACACCACCACCACCACCAUCAUCGGAACACUCUCCAUUGUUAAAUCAUCAUGUUGAGAUCAUUGAUCAAGACUACCAUGGUCACAAUGAUACUCAAUAUUACCAACAUGUGAAUCGUUCGAAUGAAAUGAAUUCAUCUCACUCACCUAUUUCCUUCUCACUACUACUGACUCGAUUAUUGAAACUCAUACAUCACUCGUGUUUAUCUCAAGAUUACAAAAAAACCUUCCUCUUUUAUUUCACAUCAUUUCUAUUACUUGCUAGUUUCAUUGUGUUUGAUGUACUUUCUACGUUAUAUUUUAAAAAAUCAUUGAAUUUAUUAUUUCAAUAUCCUUUUCUAGCCUCUGAAUUGAAUUAUAUCAUUACUUGUGUCUUGUUUUUUAUUGGACAUUAUAUCUAUUCUGAAAUUUAUUAUCCCAUGAAAAAUAAGAAAUUAAUGAUGAUUCAUGAAACGAAUUCAAGUAUCAAUGUAGUCACAAGUUCAAGUAUUCAUUCAAAUAUUCAUGAUUCAAAUAUUCAUGAAACUAGACCUAUUCAUUCAAGUAUUCAUGAAACGAAUUCAAAUAUUCAUUCAAGUAUUCAUGAAACGAAUUCAAAUAUUCAUUCAAGUAUUCAUGAAACGAGUUCAAAUAUUCAUUCAAGUAUUCAUGAAACUAGUUCUAUUAAACCUACUGAAACUUGUAAUUCUCCAAUUCCCAACCAUCAUUCUCUCUAUUCUAUUCAUUAUUUAAAUAUUUCCAUUUGUAAUAUUUUUGAAACUUUAUUUCAAAUUAUUGGAUCCAAUGGAAUGGGAAAGAAUAGUGGAACAUUAAUGGUAUUAUUAGCACAAAUGAAUAUACCAUUAUCAGUACUGUGUACAUUGUUAAUAUUUAAAGAGAAAUAUAAUACAUUACAAUGGUGUGGAGUUGUAUGUAUUUUAUUCGGAAUAUUUAUUGUCGUGAUAUUACCUUAUUUAGUAUCAUUGAGAGAAUCUACAAUAGAGGGAGGAUCAUCAUCACUCUUCUAUGCGUGUAUUUUUGUCGUGAGCUGUUUCUUUAGUGUUGGACAAAGAAUGUAUGAAAUGUAUAUUUUAAAGAGAGCCAUCAAGAAACAUCGAUCAACUAGGAAGAAUGUUGUAAAUUCAAGUUUGAAGAGAAUGGUCAAUGAAAAUUCAAGUUUGAAGAGAAUGGUCAAUGAAAAUUCAAAUUUGAAGAGAAUGGUCAAUGAAAAUUCACAUAUACCUAUGGAGAGUCAUGUUCCACUCAAUGUCUAUACACUUGGAUUCUACGAAAGAAUUUAUGAAUUGAUUUUAAAUACUCUCAUCAUGUUUCCUCUCUAUUAUUUCUUUAUUACUCAAUACGAAUCAUUGAAUUCAUUUAUUCAUGAUAUGAAUAUGGCAUUUAACAAUGUUUUAUUUGGAGAAAGACAAGGAUGGAUCACCAUUGUCGUAUUCAAUAUUUUCAGUUAUAUUUGGUUACAAUUGAGAUUAUUAUGUGUGCAAUAUAUCAAUGCUGAUAUUACGUUCUUUGCUAAUGCAUUUGCAUUUCCUUUUUGUACACUAGUUUUUGCAUUACCAUUUAUGAAAUUUAUUAUUCCUGAACAAUCAUCCAUUACACCCUAUCAUAUUGUGAGUAUUGUGGUGUUAUUUAUUGGGUUGGUAUUGUAUGGAAUUGGAGAACGACGAAGAAAACGUCAAGUUGAAAAAAACUGA
Naegleria lovaniensis is the source of this 1749-nucleotide messenger RNA. RefSeq lists its product as uncharacterized. Lineage: Eukaryota; Heterolobosea; Eutetramitea; Acrasida; Naegleriidae. Bases 1 to 1749 code for a protein of 582 amino acids. The transcript has a single exon. The record is from RefSeq and is a predicted model, not a curated record.